Molecule: messenger RNA, 842 nt
Organism: Halteromyces radiatus
Lineage: Eukaryota; Fungi; Mucoromycota; Mucoromycetes; Mucorales; Cunninghamellaceae
Product: 60S ribosomal protein L23
Exons: 3
Coding region: 235-690 (151 amino acids)
Biological process (GO): translation
Cellular component (GO): ribosome; cytosolic large ribosomal subunit
Molecular function (GO): large ribosomal subunit rRNA binding; structural constituent of ribosome
Source: RefSeq, a predicted model, not a curated record
AGAAAUAUGGAUCUUUUGGACCAUCCAUCCAUCCAUCCAUCCAUCCAUCUGUUCAUUCAUUCACUCAUCUUGAUACAACAAUCAACAACAACUCAUUCUCUUUAUAACCUGGAUAUAUAUAUUGAUACGGAUGGAAUGGAUACUUUUUUUUUGGACUUUUUUUUUAAUACGACAUUCUGUUUCGGCUCACGAUAUCAUGGAUCCGAUUAGCAUUAAACGAUAUUUACGACCACGAUGUUUUAUAUUUUACUCAUCCUUUUUUUUUUUUUUAUCUCUCUGUUAAUAGUAAGCAUUUCCGGCACAAAGUACCGCAUGACUCUCGGUUUACCCGUUGGUGCUGUCAUGAACUGCGCUGACAACUCUGGUGCUAAGAACUUAUAUGUCAUUGCUGUCCGUAACAUCAAGGGUCGUUUGAACAGACUCCCCGCUGCUGGUGCUGGUGAUAUGGUUGUCGCUUCUGUUAAGAAGGGUAAGCCUGAAUUGCGAAAGAAGGUUAUGCCUGCUGUUGUUAUUCGUCAACGUAAGGCUUGGCGCCGUCGUGAUGGUGUCUUCCUUUACUUUGAAGAUAACGCUGGUGUUAUUGUUAACCCCAAGGGUGAAAUGAAGGGUUCUGCCAUCACUGGUCCUGUUGCCAAGGAAUGUGCCGAUUUGUGGCCUCGUAUUGCUUCUGCCUCUGGUACUGUUGUUUAAAUAAAAUCCUGAUCAUCAUGUCUCUUUUUUUUUGCCCUUCCUUUUCUUUGACUCUUUUUUGAUUUGAUUGUUUCCUUUUUUUUUUUUGUAUAUUGAUGCAAUGAUUCUUUUGAAAAUAAAAAAACGUCAACUCUUUUUUGAUAUACAUUAUU